CUCUAUGUUUAUAUGUGGUUGGGCUCCAUUGAGUGCCUUCUCCUGGCUGUUAUGUCCUAUGAUCGUUUCACAGCUAUUUGUAAACCCUUGCAUUAUUUGGUCAUCAUGAACCCACAUCUGUGUCUCAAGAUGAUUAUCAUGGUCUGGGGUAUUAGUUUGGCCAAUUCUGUGACAUUAUGUACACUCACACUGAAUUUGCCUAGAUGUGGAAAGAACAUUCUGGAUCAUUUCUUGUGUGAGUUGCCAGCUAUGGUCAAAAUAGCUUGUGUGGACACCACAGCAGUUGAAAUGUCUGUUUUUGCUUUAGGCAUUGUCAUUGUCCUUUCACCCCUCCUCUUUAUCCUUAUAUCUUAUGGUUAUAUUGCCCAAGCUGUGCUGAGAAUGAAGUCAAAAGCAGGCCAACGAAAAGCCAUUAAUACCUGUGGAUCUCAUCUCACUGUGGUGUCCAUCUUCUAUGGAACUAUCAUCUACAUGUACCUGCAGCCAGGUAACAGUGCCUCCAAAGACCAGGGCAAGUUCCUCACCCUCUUUUACACCAUCAUCACUCCAAGUCUUAACCCCCUCAUCUACACCUUGAGAAAUAAGGACAUGAAGGAUGCACUGAAGAAGCUCAUGAGAGUUGAAUAUGAAUCUACAGAAAUGAAAAGGAACUGA
This is a messenger RNA of Orycteropus afer afer, 654 nucleotides long. RefSeq names its product olfactory receptor 2W1-like. The record is from RefSeq and is a predicted model, not a curated record. Gene Ontology annotation, molecular function: olfactory receptor activity; G protein-coupled receptor activity. The transcript has a single exon. Lineage: Eukaryota; Metazoa; Chordata; Mammalia; Tubulidentata; Orycteropodidae. Gene Ontology annotation, biological process: G protein-coupled receptor signaling pathway. Gene Ontology annotation, cellular component: membrane. The annotation marks the transcript as partial.